This is a messenger RNA of Exophiala spinifera, 552 nucleotides long. RefSeq lists its product as uncharacterized. NCBI's taxonomy places the organism in Eukaryota, Fungi, Ascomycota, Eurotiomycetes, Chaetothyriales, Herpotrichiellaceae. The transcript has 3 exons. The coding region runs from base 1 to 552 and encodes 183 amino acids. The record is from RefSeq and is a predicted model, not a curated record.
AUGUCUUCACUCGGCGAGAGCCACCUCCUUCGAGCACGUUUCACUGACGAGGCGCGAUGUAGACACUGGAGGAGAGCAUUCAGAUAUGCAAGACCCGAAGAUUGGACCUAUGGCGCCGGUAUGGCUGCGGUAGGGCCGGCUUUCAUGUUGGUUACCGAACGAUACGCUCCCUCGUUUUCCGGCAAAGGUGCCUUUGGCCCCGUCUUCAGACUCAGUUGUGCCAUUGGCUUAAUAGCGGGUGCCGGCCUGGUAUACCAGAGAAGUUGCUUGCGAUUCUACGGCUGGUCGGAGAACGAGAGAGAAGUCAAGCUGGAUAUGAGAGAGAUGGUCGAUAAAGUCAAGAAGGGAGAACCUCUAUACGGCAACACCGACCUCACCCCCUACAUGCAAGGUGUCGCUGCGCGAAACAGCAGAUUCAGCGCGCUUAUGGCCAAUGUUGUCCCAUGGGCAAACUUUGUCAACCACAACCAGCACGGCGUCGACACUGCAAAGUACUACCAACAGGCGGAAAGAGAGCUCGAAGCUGAGCGAUUAUCGAAGGGAGGCCAGUAG